ACCUGCAGGGGCUACAACUAUCAAUCACCACCACAACCACCACACCAUCGCCGAUCCUCAUCGAUCACUCACGACCAUCCCCUUCACUCACCGCCGCCAUCACCACCACUAAAAGUACCUUGAUCACCAUGGAGUCGAACUCGUCAUCGUUAAAGUCUGGCCCGGACAUUCUCAUCUUGAUCGCCGGCCUGCUGCGUGAGCCGGCCGGCACGCGGCCGCUCGUCUUCGCCGUCGUCCUCCUCUUCUACUCCGUGGCGCUCGUCGGCAACCUGCUGCUGUGCGCCGCCAUCUACCGCGACGUGCGCCUCCACAGGCCCAUGUUCAUCCUGCUCGCCAACCUGGCCAUCAGCGACAUCGUCGGCUGCUCCGCCACGCUGCCGCGCAUCAUGCGCGACCUGGCGGCGCCCAACCUCAUCACGGUGGGCGAGUGCGUCGCCCAGACGAUCGCCAUCCACUUCUACCGCGCGCUCGAGUGCUUCGUGCUCUCCGCGAUGGCGCUCGACCGCUACGCGGCCAUCUGCAGGCCGCUGCGCUACCACGGCGUGGCGACCAACGGUCGGGCCCUCGCCCUGCGGCUGGAGCUGAGCGAGUGCCCCGUGGCCAAGGCCAUCCCGUCGGCCUACUGCGACAUCAUGGGCCUCGUGCGCAUCUCGUGCAGCGACGGCAGCGCCAACAACGCGUACGCCGUCGCGGUCGCCGCGGUGACCGUGGGUGGGUCGCUCGCCGUCGUGACCUUCUCCUACGCGAGCAUCAUCUACGAGUGCCUCGUCAAGCGGAGCCGAGUCCGCGACUCGACCCCUCGCGCCGCCUUGACCUCCGCGGGCGGCCAGAAAGCCUCGACGCUCACGGCCGGCUCGACAUCGGUCAAUCCUGUCGCCGCCGGCGGCGUCGCUACCGGCUCCGGCUCCGCCACGAAUCGCGACAAGGCGGUACGCACGUGCGUCACACACAUGCUGGUGCUCACCGUCUUCUACGCUCCGCUGCUCUUCGUCAUCAUCUACAACCGCAUCGACAAGCUCUUCCCGAUGCCCGACACGACCCGCUCGGCCCUCACGUGCCUCUUCUACACGGCGCCGCCCGCACUCAACCCCGUCAUCUACGGCCUGCGCACGGGCGCCAUUAGGCGCGCCGUGGUCGCGAUGGUGCCGCGUCACCGGCGCGCGAAGGGGGCCCAGAGCUCCACCUUGAGUCUGAUCCCGAGAUCUGUGUAA
Messenger RNA from Lethenteron reissneri (Far Eastern brook lamprey), 1211 nucleotides. Its product is annotated as olfactory receptor 5H19-like. Gene Ontology annotation, molecular function: olfactory receptor activity; G protein-coupled receptor activity; odorant binding. The record is from RefSeq and is a predicted model, not a curated record. Gene Ontology annotation, biological process: G protein-coupled receptor signaling pathway; detection of chemical stimulus involved in sensory perception of smell. Gene Ontology annotation, cellular component: membrane. Lineage: Eukaryota; Metazoa; Chordata; Hyperoartia; Petromyzontiformes; Petromyzontidae.